Molecule: messenger RNA, 3266 nt
Organism: Alosa sapidissima (American shad)
Lineage: Eukaryota; Metazoa; Chordata; Actinopteri; Clupeiformes; Clupeidae
Gene: adra1ba
Product: adrenoceptor alpha 1Ba
Exons: 2
Coding region: 233-1738 (501 amino acids)
Biological process (GO): adenylate cyclase-activating adrenergic receptor signaling pathway; phospholipase C-activating G protein-coupled receptor signaling pathway; cell-cell signaling
Cellular component (GO): membrane
Molecular function (GO): alpha1-adrenergic receptor activity
Source: RefSeq, a predicted model, not a curated record
AACACCUCCAUGGCAACACCGCAGAAAGAACUGUAGAACGGAAAAUUGAACACUGAAGACAAAAUGAAAAAUGUGAAUCGGGUUGAAACUACAUUACAAAGUGGGCUUUUAAAAAGCGACGUUUAAAAAGUCUCGAGUCUUUAAGCGCGGUUUUUGUAACUUAACCAGGAGAAGAAACAACAGCAUUUUUUCUGUCAUGCACUGGAGAUGAUCCACAUGCCUUUUGAUAUGGAUGGGCUGGAUGGUCAAGAUGAGUUUUGAUACUGAUGAUGCCAUGGACAUUUGGAACAAUUGUUCCGAACUGCACAAAGUGCUACAGAGAACAGGGACAAAUAACUCCAACUUAAACGCCACAAAUGUGACUGAGACCCAGGAAACAAUCCCUUUCACGCUUUCCAGGGCCGUGCCACUUGGCAUGGUCCUCGGCGCCUUCAUAGUAUUUGCUAUAGUUGGGAAUAUACUUGUUAUUCUGUCUGUUGUUUGUAACAGACAUUUGCGUAUCCCAACAAACUAUUUUAUCAUAAAUUUAGCUAUUGCUGACCUGUUGCUAGGCACUACCGUUCUGCCAGUGUCUGCCACUUUGGAGAUUCUUAACUCCUGGGUUUUCGGUAGAAUAUUUUGUGAUAUAUGGGCUGCGGUGGAUGUUUUAUGUUGCACCGCAUCCAUCAUGAGUUUAUGCGUAAUAUCCAUUGACCGUUACAUUGGAGUGCGUUACCCGCUGCAAUACCCAACCAUUGUAACGGAGAAACGAGCGAUUUUUGCCAUGCUUGGUGUGUGGGCUCUUGCUAUUGUAAUAUCCAUUGGACCUUUGCUGGGAUGGAAAGAACCUCCUUCAGAGGAUGACACCAUUUGCCCUAUUACUGAGGAGCCCUUUUAUGCCCUUUUUUCCUCUUUGGGUUCAUUUUACAUUCCAUUGGCGGUUAUCCUUGCCAUGUAUUGUCGCGUGUAUAUUGUUGCUAAACGGACCACUAAGAACUUAGAGGCAGGUGUAAUGAAAGAACGGAUGGACUCGAAUGAGCUUACACUUCGGAUUCACUAUAAAGGCUCCAACACACAAGACGACUGCAGUGGGACGUCUAAGGGUCAAUCCCGGAGCUCACUGACAGUGAAGCUAUUAAAAUUCUCUCGAGAGAAGAAAGCUGCUAAAACACUCGGAGUCGUGGUGGGCAUGUUUAUUUUAUGUUGGCUGCCAUUUUUCCUCGUAUUGCCAAUUGGCUCCUUCAAUGCCAGCCUGCGUCCGCCAGAGACCUUCUUUAAAGUGAUAUUCUGGCUGGGUUACUUCAACAGCUGCCUGAAUCCCAUCAUAUACCCUUGUUACAGCCGUGAGUUCAAGCAAGCCUUCAUCCGCAUCCUCAGAUGUCAAUGCCACCACAGAAGACCCCGCGGGCUGAGGGCGUACAACUACCGUUCCAACCUGGGCUCCUCCAACCACGCCUAUGUCGGCAUCCACUCAGCCUGUUUUAAUGGGAGUCAGCAAACCCUCACCUCCAUUCACCCCAGCCCUGCGUUCGUAACUAAGGCAGCCGUGUCCAAAACGGAGUCGGGCCAAUUACCAGGAUGGGGCCCAUGUUUGUCUUCCUCCUCCUCGUCCAUGUCUGGGAGCCCAUUCCCAGGUGACGUCCAGUCUGUUGCUGGAAAUAUCUCCCCAGCCAGUAGCAAACCGGGAAGAAUGGCUCUGCUGUUCCCUAGUGAAAAAACAACUCUGCCCACCAGUGAAUUGAAUUGCAGCAGAAAGUAAACAAAGAUAUGUUAUAUUGAUGGUACGGUUGAUGGGGGUGGUGAAAUAAAUUGGGAGAAUAAUAACAUAGAUAGUGGAUAUUGUUACUUAUGUUUUCAUAUUCCCAUGCAAGAAGUUUGUCUAAUUUCUAAUUUCUGGAAAUUAUGGAACAUAGCUAAAAGCAGUGGAAUAAUUUUCAUCUAAACAUGAGGACAGAACACGUUCUCCCCUCAGAUGCAGUUUAUAAAAUCACAGAAAUACUGUAUCUUAUAAAGAGGAAAGAAUAAUUUACAUAACACUUAAAUAUGAGUGGUAGCUAAAUAAAAUACUAAGGAGGAUUUAUUGGGUUUAUGUGGAUCCAGAUAUCUAUUUUAUGUGUUUGCUAUUUUUAAUAAUUUGGUCCAAAGUCAUCAUAGGCAACCAUGCUUGUUGGACCUAAUCAAAGUUUGCUAGGUUACAGGCUGCCUGUCACUGAACUAAUUUACUGGCCUGUCCUGUUAAAAGUCAGAUUUCCUAUAUGCAAUCUGAAAUAAGAAGAGUGGGAUGCUAUUACAUUACCUGGCAUGAACAUCAAACUUGUUUGCAUGAUUGUUACUUAAGAAAACUGUCAUCUAACUGGUCAAAGUUGAUGUUUGAUACACCUGAUAUUUUAUUCAUUCAGAAAGUUGGAGUGCAGACAGAAUGUGAAGAGCAACUUUUAAACUAUAAAUGUCUAUAUUCUUGUUUCACAAGAUGACCUGUGACACAACUCAAUGUUACGCCUUCAGAGAUGCAGGUUUAACACUGGUUAACACAGAAAAUAUGUUUGUGUAGAUAUAUGCAGAUACUUAUAGUGUAUCUCUACAUGAAGAGUGUGAACUAUGUCUGUUAUUUGAAUUAAUACAUUUGUGUCAAUAUGGUUGAUGUAAUGAUGGUUGUUGUUGCUGUAGUUGCUGACAGGGACAUGCCCACCCCAACCCCAUUAAAAUCACCAGCUUUAAUUUAGUCAUCCUAUAAAAGCCAUUAUUGUAGCCAGGGCUCGAAUUAUCUUUCUGUCUUUAAGGGGGUCUCUCUAUCUCAUAAAAGUUGGCACAUCCCGCGCAUAGCCUAAAGGCGAUACAUUAUAGGCGCGAGUGGCGCUUUUGCGCAGUAUGCGCAUAGGCCUAUGCUAUAACUUGACACACGCACACAACAGACAGAGAUUUUUCAUAGAAAUUGAUUCCUUUUAGUUAAUUUCAACAUAUUGAUUGCAAUAGUCCAUAUUUCAUUUCAUUUCAAUUUCACAACACAAAGAAAUAGUGAUGUAGUCGGAGUGCCAUUCUCAAUUUCACAACGUAACUCAUUUGAACCAGACCACCGUCUCAGAUAGGCUAUCCUCAGUGUCAAACAGAAUAAUGCAUUUAGUCUUUAACUUAUACAUAGGGAAAAUGCACUAACUGGCAGAAAUGAAUAAAGCCAUUGCAACCAAACUAUGUUCUAUAGGCUAAUGUACACAUUAAUGUAGGCUACACUGGGUGUUCAGUCGUCUCGUGUGUUGAACCGUGGAAAUAAAUAGACGAACAAUUUUGGA